This is a messenger RNA of Heterobasidion irregulare TC 32-1, 465 nucleotides long. RefSeq lists its product as uncharacterized. The record is from RefSeq and is a predicted model, not a curated record. NCBI's taxonomy places the organism in Eukaryota, Fungi, Basidiomycota, Agaricomycetes, Russulales, Bondarzewiaceae. Bases 1 to 465 code for a protein of 154 amino acids. The transcript has 5 exons.
AUGGCAACCCCGAAACAAGGACCGUUCACCGGCCCGCCCCCGAGGUACAUCAACGACUUCAGCAAGGCGCUCGCGAGCGAGGUGCGCAUCCUCCUCCAGGAGGUCGGCAAGCUGCGCGACGAGCGCCGCGCUCUCCAGCACGAGAUCGCAGAGCUCAUGGCCGUCAAGUCGAAACACGGCGCCGGCGGUGAAUACUCCCCCGACUGGCGUCCCAAGAUGCCCCUCCCCGAUAUGCUACCCCCGCCCGAAGCCCCGCCCGCACUCCCGCCGAUCGAAGACAUCGCCCCCGCAAAGCCCGGCUGGCGCACCGUGCACAAACGGCCCGAACGGCCCCCGCGCGGCGCAAAAGGCAAACAGCCCGCCGCCAUCGCUCCCGCCCCGCCCCCGCCUCCCCCAGAACCCCCCAAGCCCGAGAUGCCCUCCUGGGCCCAGUGGAGGCGCCCCGUCACCCCGCCCCCCUCAUGA